AUGGCGGAAGAGACGCACAAGUUUGAGCUACAUUACACAUCUGGAUUGAUUGGUGGUACUCAGGAUGAAAUCCCUGACGUGUACAAAGCCCGAAGUGCAAUCUAUCAUGCGGACUCCAUCCGUACCCCACUUUUGCUCAUGCAUGGUGAUCAAGACAAUGUUGUGGCUCCUUCUCAGAGCCGAUCUAUGGCAAAGACUAUUGAACAAAAUGGUGGGUGUGUUCGCUAUAUCGAAUAUGAAGGCGAGGGACAUGGCUUCCGUCAGGUUAGCACUCGAUGCAAGGCCCUCGAAGCCGAAUUUGAAUUUUUCCAAAAGGCUGCGCACUCGGUCCGUUCACCGUAA
Molecule: messenger RNA, 342 nt
Organism: Malassezia pachydermatis
Lineage: Eukaryota; Fungi; Basidiomycota; Malasseziomycetes; Malasseziales; Malasseziaceae
Product: alpha beta-hydrolase
Exons: 1
Coding region: 1-342 (113 amino acids)
Biological process (GO): proteolysis
Molecular function (GO): serine-type peptidase activity
Source: RefSeq, a predicted model, not a curated record